GGAAGGUUGAAGGAGGAGGAGAAACUCCGGUGGUACAAAUAGGCUCAGGAGAAUGAGGGGAACCCCAUGUUUGAACUUCACAUUUUGAUCUUUUAUUUGGAGGCCACCAAAAAAUCUUCACCUGUCGUGGAACCUGGGUGGAUGCAACUGCUAGAAGCUAAGAGUUUUUAGUGGACUGUUGCAAUGCUGAGUGAUGAAGAUAAUUGUAUGAACUUGAAAAGUGUUCACUCCCCUUCUGUGCAAUGGUAUAAGCUGGUCACACAUGAAGAUGAAAAGACCAGGCUGGUUUUUAAAAGGUACUCUCAAACAUGUUAUACUGUUUGCUGUCCUGGUGUGCUUCCUUUAUAUCCUCAAGUUAAGUUUUGGCCCUGAAGAAUGUGACAUGAAGAAAAUGCAUUAUGUGGACCCUGAACGUGUAAAGAGAGCACACAAAUAUGCCAAACUCGUAUGGCAAAGAGAAUGUCGACCUUCUUUUGUGAAGAAGGAAAUGGAGAGAUUAUUUGCUGAGAAGUACAGCGCAAAUGUAUUUCCCUUUGUAAGAGAAGAUAUAAAGAGACAUGAAGAUGUAUUUAAAUAUGAGCCCCCAUUUGGAUUUCACAAGAACUCUGAUAAACUUCAGAACCUCUUAAAACUCUUACCUGAACAUGACUUGCCAGAGAACUUGAAGUCUCAACACUGUAAGCGUUGUGUUGUUGUGGGAAGUGGUGGAUUACUUCAUGGAUUGGAACUGGGCCAUGUGCUGAAUCAGUUUGAUAUUGUUAUAAGAUUAAAUAAUGCACCAGUUCAGGGCUACACAGAUCAUGUUGGUAACAAAACUACCAUAAGGAUGACCUAUCCAGAAGGAGCCCCACUUUCUGAAAAUGAAUAUUACCCUGACAGCUUGUUCGUUGUUGUCUUAUUUAAAAGUGUUGAUUUCAAUUGGCUUCAAGCAAUGGUAAAAAAUGAAGCAUUGCCACUGUGGGUACGACUCUUUUUUUGGAAGCGGGUGGCUGAGAAAAUUCCUGUAACAUCAAAACAGUUUCGUAUUUUGAAUCCGAUCAUUGUUAAAGAGACUGCCUUGGAUAUACUACAAUACCCUGAACCUCGAUCUAAAUUUUGGGGCUGGGAUAAGAAUGUCCCCACAAUCGGGGUCACUGCUGUUGUUCUGGCCACACAUUUAUGUGAUGAAGUGAGUUUAGCAGGAUUUGGAUAUGACCUCAGUCAACCCAACACACCUUUGCAUUACUAUGACAGUGUCUGCAUGGCUGAAAUGAAUGGACAAACUAUGCAUAAUGUGACAACUGAAACAAAAUUCCUACAAAAACUGAUAGAAGAAGGGGUUGUGAAAGACCUCAGUGGAGGAAUACAGUGUGAAUUCUGCAAAAAACCAAGCUAAUGACUGGAACUGAGAGCACGGACUGGAUUAGAGGUUCCCGCAGCCUUUCCAGCAAUGGCCCUUUCAGUGCUCUCAUCCUACAAAGACUGAAGAAUCCCUGUUUGUAUUUCUGUUGCUUUUUAAAGUCAGUUGUAUUUGUUUUUGUUUUGUUUUUAUUUAUUUUGAGGCCAGGUUUUUACCUUGCACACUGUUGUGGAUAAUUAUCAAUACAGUUUUGAAUUUGGAAAAUUUAUUUAAAGUAUUGUUUUAAGCUGUCUGAAGAAACCUGAAAAUUUAAAAGUUUUAUAUGUGUAGGUCACUCAUGGUCCUAGGUGUGUUACCUAAUCCAGGGAGAAGAACGUUUUUCCCACUGAAGAGGUGUUGCAUUUGUGGGUCCAUUUGUCAGUAUGUGAUUCCUCUUUGUAUAUACAAAGAAAAACGAAGUGGGUUUUUCCACCUGAUUUUGCUUCGUUGCUUGCAGCUUCGCAAUUGUUUGUGGUAGAUCAUUUACUUGUGUAACAGUCUACAGAUACUUAAGCUACUCCCUUUAUGUACGGAUACCUGCUUUAGGGCAGGGCUGGGGGCAAAGGGCAGGAAAGAACAAAACUGAUAUGGCAAUGGAUCUGAACAGUGCAUUCAUUAAGGCCACAUCUAAUCGUGCCUGGUAUUUAAAUCUUUGACCAGUGUAAAUGCUUUAGGAUAAGAAUUCUGGCUGCUUAACCACUUGACGCAUUUGAGUCUAACCAUAUUAUAAAUAGACAAUUCCUAUAGGCUAAAUCUAUCUAAGACUAAACUUUUCUCUUUCCCCUUUCUGCCUCCUGAACAGUGGUUUAUAAUAUGGUUAGGUCAGAAAAAAAAGUU
This is a messenger RNA of Pelodiscus sinensis (Chinese soft-shelled turtle), 2215 nucleotides long. The record is from RefSeq and is a predicted model, not a curated record. Lineage: Eukaryota; Metazoa; Chordata; Testudines; Trionychidae.